AUGCCUAACUCCGAGGCGCAGGCACGACUCAUCCGUGACACCUACGCUAGAUGUGGACUCAGCCCAGAGUGUGAAGUAGACCGCCCACAAUAUUUCAAGGGCUAUGGCACUGGGACGCCAGCGGAGACCGUAACUAUCGAAGCCCGAGCCAUCCAGAGCGUCUUCUUCCCUGACGGUAAAAGCAUAGAGGGCCAGCUCACCGUCGGUAGUAUAAAGACUGUCAUCGGACACACCGAGGGCACUGCGGGUGUGGCCGGUGUGCUUAAAGCGUCACUGGCAGUCCAACACGGCCAUAUUCUAGCGAACCUUCAUUUCAACGACCUGAAGCCUAAGCUCCGACCCUUUUACACCAAUCUGCAAGUUCCGACCCACACAGUUCCCUGGCCGACCGUGCUAUAUGGGUCCCCGCGCCGUGUCAGCGUGAAUAGUUUCGGCUUCGGGGGUACGAAUGCGCACGCCAUUAUUGAGAGCUGGGACGGCCCUGGCGAGCUCAACGGCCAUGUGAACAGACACGGCAAGGGAAGAUUCAGUGACGGCAGCAAGCCCAACACCAGCGUCAGCAACACCGGGCCUUUCGUCCUGUCUGCAAACUCAGCUCCGGCUUUGGCAGCCAGUCCCGGAGCGCUGGCUAGUUAUCUUCGCCCAAACCCCGAUACAGAUCUCGAUCGGCUUGCCUAUACUCUCUUUCGCAAGACGGAAUUUCCUUACCGGGCUGCCCUUUCCGCCGUAUUUGUAGGUGAACUCGUGAGCAAGCUUUAG
Molecule: messenger RNA, 759 nt
Organism: Aspergillus puulaauensis
Lineage: Eukaryota; Fungi; Ascomycota; Eurotiomycetes; Eurotiales; Aspergillaceae
Product: polyketide synthase 19
Exons: 2
Coding region: 1-759 (252 amino acids)
Biological process (GO): fatty acid biosynthetic process; secondary metabolite biosynthetic process
Molecular function (GO): fatty acid synthase activity
Source: RefSeq, a predicted model, not a curated record